Rhineura floridana is the source of this 7197-nucleotide messenger RNA. RefSeq names its product ATP/GTP binding carboxypeptidase 1 (gene AGTPBP1). The transcript is spliced from 29 exons. Lineage: Eukaryota; Metazoa; Chordata; Lepidosauria; Squamata; Rhineuridae. The coding region runs from base 420 to 4136 and encodes 1238 amino acids. The record is from RefSeq and is a predicted model, not a curated record. Gene Ontology annotation, biological process: protein side chain deglutamylation; proteolysis; C-terminal protein deglutamylation. Gene Ontology annotation, molecular function: metallocarboxypeptidase activity; zinc ion binding.
AGCGGAGGAAUGGCGGGCGGCGCUGAAGCUCCUCUACUGUUAUCCUGUUGGCAGAGCUGCGGAUAAGCCCCCUAAGUACAGGGAAGCAAGGGAUGGGCUCUGCAAACAGUCCAUGCGGCGGGGAGUAGUAGUAGUAGCGGCGGUUGAUGUUUUGGCAGUCAUUUUCCAGAAGAAACUUUGAUCCAGUGGAGGUUUCCAUGAACUGAAAGGGGGGUUACCCAGUGAACAUUUUGGUGACAUUGGAUGGGAAGGACCUCCAUACUUGGUGCUGAACAUUACAGCAGCAGCAUGGAAUGAUGCCAUGUACAAAUGAUUCUUACGCCAGUGAUAUAACAUAUAAAGGGCCUUGAGAAAUUGAUCAGCAGAGAUGUUGCUAUGAGGAACUAAACUUUCCAAAUUAAUAUGAAGAACUUUUCACAAUGAAUAAAGGAAAAAUGGCAUCGGAAAAAAGCCUAGCAAACAAUUCUCGGAUUGUGAGUUUGUUGUCACAACUGGAGAAAAUCAAUGCAGAAUGUUUGGUGGAAGCAGACACUGCCAGAUAUGUUACAUCAAAGAUUCUUCACCUGGCUCAAAGUCAAGAAAAAAUCAGGAAGGAAAUGACUGCAAAAGGUUCAACUGGAAUAGAAGUUAUUCUCUCAACUUUAGAGAAUACGCGAGAUCUUCAGACUACACUAAAUAUCUUGAACAUCUUAAUUGAGUUGGUGGCAGUAGGUGGCAGCAGAAGAACCAAUGUUCUUGUUUCUAGAGGAGGAACACAGAUUUUAUUGCAAUUGCUUGUGAAUGUCUGUAAAGAAUCCCCACCAAAUGAAGAAUUAAUGGUGCUGCUUCAUUCUCUUCUUGCAAAAAUUGGUCCAAAAGAUAGAAAAUUUGGAGUAAAAGCCAGAGUUAAUGGUGCUUUGAAUAUAACUCUUAACAUAGUGAAACAGAACCUGCAGAAUCAAAGGCUAAUAUUGCCCUGUCUCCAAGUGUUACGAGUCUACUCAACUAAUUCUGUAAAUGCUGUAUCCUUGGGUAAGAAUGGAGCCGUGGAAUUGAUAUUUAAGAUAAUUGGUCCUUUUAGCAAGAAGAACACUGGUCUUAUGAAGGUUGCUUUAGACACCCUUGCUGCAUUGCUAAAAUCAAAAACAAAUGCUCGGAAAGCCGUAGACAGAGGUUAUGUCCAAAUGCUUUUGACAAUUUACGUAGACUGGCACCGUCAUGAUAGCCGGCAUAGACACAUGUUGAUCCGCAAAGGAAUUUUGCAGUCUAUUAAAAGCAUUACAAACAUCAAGUUGGGAAGAAAAGCAUUCCUUGAUGUUAAUGGGAUGAAAGUUCUGUACAACACUUCACAAGAAUGCCUUGCAGUAAGGACGCUUGAUCCACUAGUCAACACAUCCAGUCUAAUAAUGAGAAAAUGUUAUCCUAAAAAUCGUCUUCCGGUACCAACCAUUAAAAGUGCUUUCCAUUUCCAACUUCCUGUUAUCCCUAUUAAUGGACCUGUGUAUCAGCUUUAUAGUUUGCCUCCUGAAGUGGAUGACGUAGUAGAUGAAAGUGAUGACAAUGAUGACAUCGAAACAGAGUCUGAGAUUGAAAACGAUAAUGAAGAUGACAUAGAUCGACAUUUUAAGAAUGAUGAUAUAGAGACUGAUAUCAACAAAUUGAAACCAAAGCAGGAAUUGGGGCGAUCGGUGGAAGAUUUGAAGCUGUAUGAACAAUUCUUCCCAGAACUUAUAGAGGACUUCCAGGAAUGUGACCUUGUUUUCAAGGAACCAAAGCCUUUUUCAACCAAUAUAACAUUAGGAGGGCCUAUUGUUGUUCCUACUGCUGGAGAGGAACAGUCUUCAGCAAAUGCUGCAACAGAAAUUCCUGUGAAGGAGGGGCAUCCUCUACAAACAGAGGACUGUAACAAAAGGCCAAUCUUUUUGGGUCUGGUAAGCAAUGAUAGUAACAUGGACAACAGCUUACAGAAUCAAAAUGAUCACAUGAAAUUGCAUUCAUCAUGCCAGUUCCUAAACCAUGAAAUAGUUAAAGACUUUGACAGGAUUACAUUGCAAAAUACUUCCAAAAAUGAACACUCUUACAGUACAAGGGCCAUGACCAAAAAACAGUGUAAAACUAGCCUUAGUGAAAUUACCUGUAAUAAACAUUUUCAACAUGUUUCGUCCUGUGGAAGUGUGUUGUUUGAGGGACAGUCUGUCCAACUUGGAAAGCUGUGCUGUUCUGGAGCUGAUCCUGAAGAGGAGGAAGUUUCCUGUUCAGUUUCUCUGGGAGAGCAAGUGAUGCUUGAGGUGCCUGAUACGUUACAACUCCAUGACUCAGAACUUUAUAUUGAGAUAGUGAAAAAUACGAAGUCUGUUCCUGAAUAUUCAGAAGUGGCUUAUCCUGACUAUUUUGGACACUUUCCACCUCCAUUUAAAGAGCCCAUUCUUGAAAGGCCUUAUGGUGUGCAGAGGAAGAAGAGAAUGGCUGCCAGUCACAUGCGAACUCUGAUGACAAAAAUUGCCCAAGAUAUUGAAAGGCUGAUUCAUCCUAAUGAUAUUAUAGACAGAGUUGUGUAUGAUCUUGAUAAUCUCAGCUAUCUAGUGCCAGAUGAAGGAGACAUCCUGAAGUUUAACUCCAAAUUUGAAUCAGGAAAUUUACGCAAAGUUAUUCAGAUCCGAAAAAAUGAGUAUGAUCUCAUUCUGAACUCUGAUAUAAACAGCAAUCAUUAUCAUCAGUGGUUUUACUUUGAAGUCAGCGGAAUGCGGGCAGGCAUUGCUUACCGAUUUAAUAUAAUCAACUGUGAAAAGACAAACAGUCAGUUUAAUUAUGGUAUGCAACCCCUCAUGUACUCUGUUCAAGAAGCAUUAAGUGGCAGACCGUGGUGGACUCGUGUAGGAACUGAUAUUUGUUACUACAAGAAUCACUUUUCAAGAAGUUCAAUUGCAGCUGGAGGUCAGAAGGGAAAAUCCUACUACACAAUUACCUUCACUGUCAGUUUCCUACACAAGGACGAUGUUUGUUACUUUGCUUACCAUUAUCCAUAUACUUACUCAGCUUUAAUGAUGCAUCUCCAAAAAUUGGACUCUACACACAAUCCUCAGCAGUUAUAUUUUCGACAAGAUGUUUUGUGUGAGACUCUGUCUGGAAACAGCUGCCCUGUAGUAACUAUAACAGCCAUGCCAGAAUCAAAUUACUACGAACAUAUCUGUCAGUUCAGAAAUCGUCCUUAUAUUUUCUUAUGUGCUCGUGUUCAUCCUGGAGAGACGAAUGCAAGUUGGGUUAUGAAGGGAACGUUGGAAUAUCUCAUGAGUAAUACUCCUGCUGCCCAUAGCUUACGCGAAUCCUAUAUUUUUAAAAUUGUACCGAUGCUUAAUCCCGAUGGGGUCAUCAAUGGAAAUCAUCGUUGUUCUUUAAGUGGGGAGGACUUGAACAGACAAUGGCAAAACCCAAACCCAGAUCUGCACCCCACAAUUUAUCACGCAAAAGGCCUGCUGCAGUAUUUGGCUGCUAUAAGACGUUUGCCACUGGUUUUUUGUGAUUAUCAUGGUCAUUCUCGCAAGAAAAAUGUGUUUAUGUAUGGCUGCAGCAUCAAGGAAACAAUGUGGCAUACUAAUCUUAGUGCUGCUUCUUGUGAUGUGAUUGAAGACCUUGGUUAUAGGACUCUUCCUAAGAUUCUAAGUCAGACAGCCCCAGCAUUCUGCAUGAACAGCUGCAGUUUUGUGGUAGAAAAGUCCAAGGAAUCUACAGCACGUGUUGUUGUCUGGAGAGAAAUAGGUGUUCAGAGGAGCUACACCAUGGAAAGCACUUUAUGUGGAUGUGACCAGGGAAAAUACAAGGGCUUACAAAUUGGGACACGUGAACUAGAAGAGAUGGGAGCCAAGUUCUGUUCUGGUUUAUUGCGUUUAAAAAGAUUGACAUCACCAUUAGAGUACAAUCUGCCAUCUACUCUCUUGGACAUUGAAAAUGAAUUGAUUGAAUCCAGUUGUAAAGUGACAAGCCCCACUACAUAUGUUCUGGAAGAAGAUGAACCUCGCUUUCUUGAAGAAGUGGAUUAUAGUGCAGAUAGUAAUGAUGAGCCAGAUACUGAGUUGGCAAACAAUGCUGGUGACUAUGAGCCCAGUCUUCAAGAAGAUGGACUUUCUGACUCUGAAAUUACAAGGACGCAUUUGCCUUGAGACAUCCUUGGAGCACAAAGAAGAAAUUAAAUACUGUGGCUCAUGGAAGAUGGGCAUGACAGGGUAUUUAAUUUUGGGGUUUUGUUUAAGCAAAUUAAAUGCAGUCAGUCCAGUUCAAAAACAAUACAUGUCUCUGGCUUUUAAAUGAAUUUAUACUUGUUUUAUUUAAAUAAUUUAGUUCUUAUCCUUAACACUGAUAUUGCUUUGUCACUGGAUUGCCUGUUAAAUAUUGUUGCAUGGCUUUUUUGUGUUCAUCCCUAUAAUUACCAAAAAAAUUAAGAAGGUAUUGGUGAGUGAGAAGACAGGAGCUAAACCUUAUGACACUACUAGUGACAGCUUCUAGUGACACCACUAUGACAGCAACUAAGCUGGUUUCUAAAACUCACAUAAAUAGAGCUUUAUUGAUUUUUGUGUGUGUGUUUGCGCUGACAUUCUUCCCCUUCAGAUUUUUUUGUUUGUGUUUAACACAGUACAGGGCUUGCUCUGAACUAGUUAAUUUUGCACUUAACUGAUUAAAAGAAAAAUGGAUGUACUAAUUGAUGUAUAUCUUGAGCCUUAAAUAAAAUGUAAUUACAUGGUUUUACUAUCAGAAUUUCUUAAUUCAAAAAAAAAAUUGUUUUGCACAGUGGUUCCUUUUGCCAGGUAAAAGCUUUGGUAGUCUUACAAACACAAAAACCUGUGUCUGUCCUCUAACACUCUAAACAAGUGGGGGUUCACAUGGAUGAACGCUUUGCCAUAUAAAAAUGGUUACUGCACUUAGUAAAUCACCAAAGUGGAGAAGGCUAGGCAUGAAUCUCUUCUUCAUGACAUAAGUUUUCUAUGUGCAGCAAUCUGGGGAUUUUGUAUGGAGGAGCAUUCAGUCAUUUGCCUUACUCUCACAUGCAGUUUGAAGUGGUAUGGUCCAGACAUAAGUUUGUCAUCUGCUUUUUGUGAGAAUUAGACUUUCCAUGACCUAUGUGUUUUAUAUAAAAUUCAUAAGGACAUACUCAAGUUCCUCCUGCAGUAAACAUGAAAAUUGGAGAAAACAUAUUUUAUUAGCCAUAUGUAUAAAUAUCUAUUUGUAUGUAUUAUACAGCCACGAGAGUGGCUGUAUACUAUAGCCAGCAUAGAUUUUUCACAUUCCGCAAUGUUAAACAGAAAAUAUCCCCCAUGCCAUUCUGAGGCUUCCCAUAAGCUCAUUUCAAAACAAAACCUUACAAAACUUAUAGUCCUGAACUCAGAAACGCUUGCUUAACAACCCUGUCAAUUUUCAUGGUGAUACACAAAACAGUCAGAGAGAAUAGAGAGUUCGAAGUGUAAAAAGAGAAAAAAAUCCCAGAGCCCUUUUGGACUUUUUUCUGUCAGAGUUCUCAUAAUCUGUUGAAAUUAAUUAAGAAUCAGCCGUGUUCACAGAGUACCUGUAAUCCUAAUACUGGCCUUGCCCCAUACUUUGACCUUCAUCUUCUGCAGUUUAAAAGUUAAAAAAAUGUCUGGCUGAUCUUUAAUUAAUUUAAGAAAUUUUGGGUGGAACCCAAUGAUAACGUGGGGCAUGCUCAGUAAGAACCAACUGUCAGUAUUCUAAAAGCCAGACUCAGCUGUUUGGCUUGCCUAAUCGGGCCCACACCUACACCAGACUUUGAUUUCACUUGAGACAAUCAUGGCUUCCCUCAGAGAAUCCUGGGCAAUGUAGUUUGUGAAGGGUGUUGAGAUGAGACUCCUGUUCCACUGAGAGAGCUUCAGUGACCAGACAGGUUUAACAGUCGGCCACUAUGAAGGUCUGUGAGGGGAACAGGGCGUCUUCUAGCAACUCUCAGCACCCUUCACUAACUACACUUCCCAGGAUUCUUUGAGAGAAGCCAUGACUGCCCAAAGUGAAAUAAAGGCCUGGUGUGGAUGUCGCCAAGGACAGCUUUGGUUUAAAUUUGGGUGUGAGGCUACAUGUGCCUGUUGUAGAAUAAAAAGGUGGGGGAAAGGCUGAAACACAGUGAUACUGUUGACAAUGUUUUCCUUUUGAAAAGGAAAGGGGCUUCCCCUCUGCCCAGUGCCCACCCACCCAAUCUCCGUUUCCUCCCUGCCUCUCCCCUAGGUCAGUGUUCGACUACAACCUAGGAGACCAGGAUGUGAAUCUCCACACAGCUGUGAAGCACACUGGGUAACCUUGGGCUAGUCACUGCCUCUCAGCCUCAGAGGAAGGCAAUGGUAAAACUACCUCUGGAUACCGUUUACCAUGAAAACCCUAUUCAGACGGUCACCCUAAGUCCGGUCAACUUGAAGGCAGUCCAUUUCCAUUUUUAAACAUGAUUGCACAGAAAUAAAUGCCAUCGAACUCAAGUAUGCAAAUGAUCAAAAAAAACCCUCCCUUCUCCUCCUAUUCCUUCCCUCUUGCCCCUUCCUCCCCAUGGUCAGUUUUAUUUUAUUUAUUUAUUUAUUUAUUGUAUUUGUAUAUCGCCCCAUAGCCGAAGCUCUCUGGACGGUUACAGCAACUAAAAACACCAAAAACAGAUAUACAUAUUUAAAACACAUCUUUUAAAAACAAUUUAAAAACACAAGCUAAAAUGCCUGGGAGAAGAGGAAAGUCUUGACAAACAUAAAACAAAGAUAAGUUUUACCUGUCUUAAGCAUAAUUGCAUGGAAGUAAAUACCACUGAACUCUAUAAGCUUGCAAAUGAUGAAACCUGCCCACCCCUUCCUUUGCCCCCUCCAAUACGCUCCUUCUCCCUCCUCCUCCCCCCUGGUCAGUUUUACCUAUCCUAAGCAUGAUUGCCUAAGCAUGAUUUGAGAUGUUUUGUAUUUUUAUAUUCUGUUGUUCACCGCCCAGAGAGCUAAUGCUAGUCGGGUGGUAUAUAAAUCUAAUAAAAUAAAUAAAUAAAUAAUAAAUGAUUGCAUGGGAGUAAAUCACACUGAACUCAAUAAACAUGCAAAUGAUCAAACCUGUCCUUCUCCCACCCCUCCUGCUUGCUCCCAUCCCAGUCCUCCCCUCUGUGUUACCUCCCCUCUGUGUUACCUCCCCUCCCUCCUCCUCCCCUCCUCAUUCCCUGUGGACAACUUUAAAAAGCAGGGAAAUUGGGCAGCUUUAGUGAAU